GACCCGGCAGACCCUGUUACGGCUUGAUGGUUUGUUCUUUGCUUUAUAUCAGUUGCAAACUUAUUGCCAUCGAGUAGAAGAGCGAGAGGUCUCUGCAUGGGUUUUGUACUGAGUGUAGUGAAAUUUCGUCUACAACAAAUCACUCAGAUGGCAGUUUUGGUUUUUUUUGAAACCACGCAUUUCUAGUAUAUAAGAAAGCCCACCGAUGCAGGACAAGUAUAGACACGUGGAUAAGACGAUGGAAAAGUGAAUAAAAUGCACGGCUAUUUCGGUCUCUCGUGGUUAGUCUGAAAAAACAAAUGAAAAGAAAAGAGUUUCAUUAGACCGUCAUUUACUCCGCAGGCCUAUGAACAUGACCACCAAGGUUAAUCUUCAACGCAUACAGAUGCUCAACAUUGAACAGGACGCUUCUAAUCAUGAAGAUGCGUCCGGUCCACAAGGUUCUGAACAAGACCCGGCGUUAGCGGUUCUAGGCCGAGAUGCUACACUCGCGGGUCGGGUGGUCGAUGCUCUGGCCGCGUUUAUGGGAAAAGGUGAGGCUGAUAAGUAUCCAGGAAAAACUCUUGUCACCAACGCUGUCUUGGCGAUGGAUCCGCGUGCACGGGUAAAAGACACAGAUGACGUCUACACGAU
Amoebophrya sp. A25 is the source of this 633-nucleotide messenger RNA. The record is from the annotation of a GenBank genome assembly. Lineage: Eukaryota; Dinophyceae; Syndiniales; Amoebophryaceae.